AUAUCCACAGCGUUUUCUGGCGGGUUCUGAAAACGCUAGCGACCUCUGCACUCCCCCAAAAAUCUCACCCGGUCUUAUUCACGAGGAUGUGCUUCCUUCGGGUAAGAUGUGGGGGAUGUCUUGUCUUUAUCCACGAACUUCAUUCCAAUGCAUUCCUGCAGAGUUUGUCUUAUUCCUGUAUUUCCAUUCAGUGCUCCCUACCUUUUCUGUUACGUAUUUUUUUUUUAUUUUCCUAUUUUUUGGCUGGUUCAUUGGGAUCUGACCGGCCAAAAAAAGUUUGCCUUGGUUUUGCCAUGUAUAUAAUGUUGCCCAGUUGGUUGUUGAUGUGUAGUAUCUGUUGCGAGUGUUCCGCAUCUUGGAAAAAUUCAAAAGGCAUAUAUGACAAGGACUUGCUUUCUCUCUCCCUCUCUCCUUUCAAUUUCCAUCUCGUAUUCAUCCUGGAUUAUUUUUCUCGUCUCCUCUCUUGACGUUGGCCAUCCGCCUGUGGAUUAUCACGUGACAACAUCUCGAUAGCCGCGGUUCGCAUCCGAGCAGGUCAAAGUUGCCAUUUUUAGUUCGCUCACUCACUACGCAAUACCUCUCUGUAUUAUUAUUCACUGGUGGGAGGGCGCUGACGGAACCCAAAUUCUCAACCCCCCAUUCCUCUCAAAACACCUCUCCGGUACAUUAC
Messenger RNA from Aspergillus ochraceoroseus IBT 24754, 670 nucleotides. RefSeq lists its product as uncharacterized. The transcript is spliced from 2 exons. The record is from RefSeq and is a predicted model, not a curated record. NCBI's taxonomy places the organism in Eukaryota, Fungi, Ascomycota, Eurotiomycetes, Eurotiales, Aspergillaceae. The coding region runs from base 87 to 467 and encodes 126 amino acids.